This is a messenger RNA of Arachis stenosperma, 1437 nucleotides long. Its product is annotated as transcription factor TGA7-like. Lineage: Eukaryota; Viridiplantae; Streptophyta; Magnoliopsida; Fabales; Fabaceae. Gene Ontology annotation, biological process: regulation of DNA-templated transcription; DNA-templated transcription. The transcript has 9 exons. The record is from RefSeq and is a predicted model, not a curated record. Bases 164 to 1228 code for a protein of 354 amino acids. Gene Ontology annotation, molecular function: DNA-binding transcription factor activity; sequence-specific DNA binding.
AUAAUCUCCUUCUCCAAAGUUUCUAGGAAUAAAUAUAUAAUGAUACUAAUGAUAGAGGAGUUAUAUACAUGUUCUGCAGUAAGGCAAGGUUUUUUGGCAUCUGGUUUUCCUAGCUAGCUGCAAAUAGAAACAACCCUUUUUUGCAGGAAAUAGAAGAAAAUCAAUGGACAUAUUUGAGACAUUCCCACAAGUUAGCAUGUGGGGUGACAACUUUAAGGUUGAUGGUGGCCUCAUAAAUUCAAUCACUUCUCCAAUGUUGUUGGUGAGCACUAGCACCAUGGCCAUGGAUAACAAGCCUGAAUAUGUUCCACAUGAAUUGAGGGAACAAUCUAGACAAAAUCAAGAGGCUACCAAUAAAGAUGUUAGUAAGGUACUAAGACGGCUAGCUCAGAAUCGAGAGGCUGCUCGGAAGAGCCGACUGCGAAAAAAGGCUUAUGUUCAACAAUUAGAAACAAGCCGUUUGAAGCUCAUGCAAUUGGAGGAGGAGAUUGUUAAAGCUAAAAAGCAGAGUAUGUAUAUUGGAAACAAUCCAUUGGAUGCUAGUUAUAUGGGAUCUUCUGGAUCAUUAAACUCAGGGAUUGUUUUGUUUGAAAUUGAAUAUGGAAAUUGGAUUGAAGAGCAACACAAACUGAAUGAAGAACUCAGAAAGGCAUUCCAAACUCAAGCACCUAAUGAACAACUCAAUCAACUUGUUCAGACUCUGUUGAAUCAUUACUCAAAUCUUUUCAAGAUGAAAUCAGAUGCUGCAAAGGCUGAUAUAUUCUACCUAAUCAGUGGUGUCUGGAAAUCAUCCGCGGAGCGCCUUUUUCUUUGGAUCGGAGGAUCUCGCCCUUCGCAGCUUCUAAGUAUCAUUGUGCCACAGCUUGAACCUUUAACUGAACAACAAACUGCUAGCAUUAGCAGACUCCGGCUAUCGUCGCAACAAGCCGAAGAUGCUCUCUCACAAGGACUGGAUAAACUCCAGCAGAGUCUUGUCCACAACAUUGCAGUUGAUCCAUUGGUAGCAGGAAACUUUGGGUUUCAGAUGGCUGAUUCCAUUGAGAAAAUUGAGGGACUUGAAGGCUUCCUUAACCAGGCAGAUCAUCUUAGGCAACAGACACUGAUACACAUGUCAAGGAUCCUAACAACACAUCAAGCUGCUCAAGGAUUGCUGGCUUUGGGGCAAUACUUGCAAAGACUUCGUUCUCUUAGUUCUCUUUGGGCUUCUCGUCCAUCUCAACCUCUCUAGAUGCUUCUCAUUUCAUUGCAUAGCAAUGACUCAAGUUGUGCAAGUCCUUUUCAUAUCUUUUUAUCUAUCACUGUCCUUGGAUUAAUCUAUAGAGUGACACUGAUAGAUGAAAGAGAACAAUAUCUAUGCGUAUAUCUAUGUAGUGUGUACCAUGAUGCCUACUUAUCUAUUAUCUUGGUCUAGAGAGUUUGCUUGUACAUAUCUUUAAU